AUGGCUCAUCCCGAGGAUGGGAAAGAUGAUGCAAAAGAGUGGGAACUUCCAAUGAAAGCUGCCGACAACACGAAGAAAGACGACAGGUCGCCUUCAAGCAAAACACCUAUUGGAACUAUUACGUCGCGGAAACGAAAGAGUUGCGAUCCUGAGGCAGAAAUGGCUUUAGGCUUGUCUCAAUCAAAACGUCACUGCCUGGAUCGACUCCGCAGUGUUGUUGAGAAGCGAGCCAGAAAAAGUGCAGCUAACUUUUCAACACUUGUCACUUUCGUGUUUGCCCAAGGAGAAAUAAACAGAACCGUGACCUGGGCUCGCGGCCUAAGCAAAGACCACAAAGACGAUAUCUGUUCUGCCCGGAACCCUUAUUUCUUCCGUGAUCCUUGUAUGGGCGAUAGUAUCGGCGUUACAGGGAACGGCGCAUUUGACGAUAGUACGGCUACACUCGGUCCUUGUAUAACUGUUGGUGGUGGGAGUUACUGGCUGGGUAACUUCCAUCCUUUCUUGGAGGCAUACCAACAACUUGCGCAAGAAGUGCAGGUCGAGCAUCCUUCCUCUCAAGAUCGCAAGCGGUGUGUGGAGGAGGGGCACGAUGCCAUGGCGCAAGAGACAAGUUUCAGGCUCGGCAGACUUGAGGUGACAUCAGGACUCAACCUCAAGACAACAAGAAUCUCACACGAUCCCUAUUGGGGCGAUUGUGAUAUGGACAAGCCCCUUGUUGUAACAGACUGGGCUCUUAUAGGUUCUCGCACUUCACAGGCAAACAUUCUCCGGCGGUUCCCUUCGGAGACUCUUCCACCGACCCAAGACCCUAUCGUGACUACCACAACUGCUAUCACGCCAGGCGCUGACGUUCUGUCCAGUGGUCGAACAUCUGGAUACCAACGAGGGCAAAUCUGCGAGGUCCCUGCGUAUGUUUCGGGGGAUGAGAAUCAAACCCUUAAAGCUACUAGAGAAUGGUUUAUCGAGGAGCCGUGGCCGCAGGAUGAUGAGGAUGCCUGGAUUCGCGGCGGCAUUGGUGUCAACGGCGAUAGUGGCGCAGGUGUCGUGGACGCCAAUACUCACAGCCUCAUCGGACAAAUAUGGGGUCGCAAUAACUAUUGGGGACCUGGACAGCGUGUCACCUACUUCACUCCCAUCGCAGACAUCUUCGACGACAUUCAGGAAAAAUGCGGGCAGGAGUCACGUCCUAGGCUUCCGCAGCAUCGGGAUGAAGCAAAUUGUUUUCCUUUACAUCCAUCGUGCCGUCAAUGCUUUGAUCUACGAGCAUACCUCAAUAGCAGUAGAAGAAGUUCACGAAUGUCGCUUCAAAGUAUGAUAAUGGGCAUAGGUGACGGCGACCAGGAUCUCACCUCGAUCGAGGCAGUUUCAGAGCUAGCUACACCAAGGGAUUAUCAUCGCUAUCCGGGAAUAGAAGAGGCAGGUGCUUCUUUCAACGACAUCGUCUCGCCAGCAGGGCCGAGUGGUUAUCCCGGCACUCCUAUGAUCGCUGACAUGAGGAGCCCCUAUGCCACAGAAUUGGAUCUCGAGGAUUUGUGGGGGCCAAAGGCUGGGAGCUCUACUCGAACUCGAAAGAGAACAUCCAGUUUUGCCGUAGACACGGGGCCAGAAAGGUGGAAGAGGCUGAGAGCGGAUGGCUGA
This is a messenger RNA of Fusarium poae, 1638 nucleotides long. RefSeq lists its product as uncharacterized. The record is from RefSeq and is a predicted model, not a curated record. The transcript is spliced from 2 exons. Bases 1 to 1638 code for a protein of 545 amino acids. Lineage: Eukaryota; Fungi; Ascomycota; Sordariomycetes; Hypocreales; Nectriaceae.